Messenger RNA from Manis pentadactyla (Chinese pangolin), 3978 nucleotides. It is a transcript of the gene MCOLN2, whose product is annotated as mucolipin TRP cation channel 2. Gene Ontology annotation, molecular function: NAADP-sensitive calcium-release channel activity. The record is from RefSeq and is a predicted model, not a curated record. The coding region runs from base 346 to 1992 and encodes 548 amino acids. NCBI's taxonomy places the organism in Eukaryota, Metazoa, Chordata, Mammalia, Pholidota, Manidae. Gene Ontology annotation, cellular component: lysosomal membrane; plasma membrane. The transcript has 14 exons.
UGGGAAAUUCCGUAGGGCACCAAGUUGAGAAGCUGUCCGCCGGCCCCCCGGCUAGCCCAUUCGGGGCAGGAGGGACGGCGCGCGCCGGAGGUGGUGACUCUGGGGCGGGACUGGGGCGCUGGCUCCGCGCAGGUUCCCUCCCGGCGCGCGCAAACCUGCUGGCAGACCUGUGGCCAUGCCGCCCGGGCAGUGGCCGCCCACCAGCUCUGGGGCCGGGGUGGGAGCGCACGCGGCGGCUGGCGGGAAGGGCGCUUCUAGAAGGGCUCCAGCUGCAGGGAGGCCGUCCCGGUGAGGCCAAAGUACGUGUGAUCUGAACCGUUUUUCCUGCUGCGAAUUCUGAAAGUCAUGGGAAGUUCUGAGGGCGGAUGCCUGACACUGCAGUCUUACCACCUUCCGCAGGCCAGGAAGCCAGAGAGGGGAUCAGGUGUUUGCAAGUUCGCCGUCAGAAAUACAAUGGCUCAUCUUGAUUCUGAGGCGAAAGAAGAGUGUCUGAGGAAAGACCUGAAGUUUUACUUCAUGAACCCUUGUGAAAAAUACCGAGCCAGACACCAGAUUCCAUGGAAACUAGGUUUGCAGAUUUUGAAAAUUGUUAUGGUCACGACACAGCUUGUUUGUUUUGGAUUAAGUAACCAGCUGGUGGUUGCUUUCAAAGAAGAAAACACUCUUGCUUUUAAGCACGUGUUUUUGAAAGGAUAUCCUGGCAUAGAUGAAGAUGAUUACAGUUGCAGUGUAUACACUGAAAAGGAUACCUAUGAGAGCAUCUUUUUUGCAAUCAAUCAGUAUCAGCAUCUAAUGGACAUAACCCUGGGGAUUCUUGGUUAUGGAGAAAAUGAAGACAAUAGAAUUGGCUUAAAAGUCUGUAAGCAGUAUUACAAGAAAGAGACUGUCUUUCCUUCUGAGACACUGAAUACUGACAGCAACAUUGAAAUAGAUUGUGUUCACUUAGACCUCCAGGUCCUCACCAAGAACCCUCAGGACUGGAAGAACACAUCAUUCUUCAGACUGGAAUUUUAUCGGCUCAUACAAGUCAAAAUCUCCUUUCACCUCAAAAGCAUUUAUCUACAGAAGAUUCAUUCCGGAGAGUUACCAGGCUGUUACGUCUUCCAGAACACGAUUACCUUUGACAAUAAAGAUCACAGUGGCAAAAUCAAAAUCUAUUUUGACAGUGAUGCUAACAUUGAAGAAUGUAAGAACUUGAACAUAUCUGGAUCUAUUCAGAAAAAUACUCAGUAUGUUCUGGUGUUUGACUCAUUUGUCAUUGUGAUUUGCUUGGCAUCUCUUAUUCUAUGCACAAGAUCCAUUGUUCUAGCUCUCAGGUUACGAAAGAGAUUCCUGAAUUUCUUCCUGGAGAAGUACAAGCGGCAGGUGUGUAACUUCGACCAGUGGAAGUUCAUCAAUGGAUGGUAUGUCCUGGUGAUUAUCAGCGACCUCAUGACAAUAAUUGGAUCCAUAUUAAAGACGGAAAUUAAAGCAAAGAACCUCACGGAUUACGAUCUGUGCAGCAUUUUGCUUGGAACAUCUACUCUCUUUGUCUGGGUUGGAGUCAUCAGAUACCUGGGUUACUUCCAAGCAUAUAACGUGCUCAUUUUAACGAUGCAAGCUUCACUGCCAAAAGUUCUCCGCUUCUGCGCCUGCGCUGGUAUGAUCUAUCUGGGCUACACGUUCUGCGGCUGGAUUGUCUUAGGACCAUAUCAUGACAAGUUUGAAGAUCUGAACAUUGUUGCCGAAUGUCUCUUUUCUCUGAUCAACGGUGAUGACAUGUUUGCGACUUUUGCUCAAAUCCAGCAGAAGAGCAUCUUGAUGUGGCUGUUCAGUCGCCUGUAUUUAUAUUCCUUCAUCACUCUUUUUAUAUAUAUGAUUCUUAGCCUUUUCAUUGCACUUAUUACAGAUUCUUAUGACACCAUUAAAAAAUACCAACAGAGUGGGUUUCCUGAAACAGAUCUUCAGGAAUUCCUGAAGGAAUGCAGCAGCAAAGAGAAGUAUCAGAAAUAGUCCCUGGCCUUCCUGUCCUGCACCUGCUGCCUGAGGCUGGAAACCUAAGAAUGGAAGAAAAUGGAGGAAGGCUGUGACUGGAGACUAAAUAUUGGAGAAACACCUCACUGAGGGAACCCAGGGAGCAAGAUCAUCACACGUUUGGUGGCUGGGCGCCUCCCCAGUGCCCAUGACGGACAGCCCCAGUGAGCACAGCUCCACCUCCUGCAGGCAACAGGCUCGCUCUUUUUCAGCUGACCAGUCUGGCAACCACAACAGAGUAAUUCUCCUUUGAAUUGUUCUCAGAACCUCAAGCCUGAUCAUCAGAACAUGUGGUCUUUCGUUUUGGACUCUGCCAGUUAUCAAAUGUGUCCCAUGACCUAAACCUCUUGGUUCCUCCAGUGUCAUCAGGGUGGAGCAGAUGACCUCUGACACCUCUUCCAAUUCUAAUGUGACACAGUUCUUUGGAAAGGUAUGCUAGGUUGAACAUAUGCGGAGUUAACUUUUCUCCUUAUGGCAGUGAAGGAGGAAAAUCUGCUGUUCUAGCCUUUGAGAAGGCUUUGUCAAAGAAGGGAGAUAGAAGGUUCCAAGAGGUGGACAAUUCCUCAAAAUUUCCAGAGCAUCUACUCAAAUAAAAAAUUACUGUAAAUUGUCCCUCUUAAGUUUUCUUCUCUAAUCUUUUGCCCUCAGAAUGUCUAUAACCUAUGCAUGCCUAGAAUAUAGAGUAUUCCUAUUCCACCUCAAAUACUUAAAAAUCAUUGUUCUUUUUUCCAUUUCCUCCUGCCCGAUUCUGUUACAGGAAAGGAAGUGAUGACCACUUGAUAUUUGUUAACUAAAAUUCUUUUGCUAAAGGUAAUCAAAUUUUAGGCCUCCUUAUCCAGUGACAACACAGAGAGACCCCAAAAAUCUUUGACCAGGACUUCCAAAAAUACUGACUUAUUUAAUCAUGGAGUUUAGAAAGAGGACUGUCAGCUGACUGACCAUAACUGAAAUUCCAAAGUUCCUUUCUGUAAACUUGAUGAUGGAGAAUAAACCACAGUCAACUACAGGCAUUAGUACAAUAGAGCAAUGAAAAUGAAAUUCUGUAUUAGUCAUUUAAUUUAGGACAUCAUAAUGUUGGUAUGAAAAAAAAUUGCAUUUCAGAGUAUGCAAAACAACAUGGUGUUUAAAGCUAUUCUUUAAAGAUGUGUGUUUGUCAUCAAAUAAAGGUUUGUUUUACAGCAGUAGACUCACAGACACUGAGAAGCUACUAGUAGUUACCACAGGGGAGGGGUUGGGGUGGGGAGGUUGGGAAGGGUGAAGGGGAUAAAGGGGCACAAAAUUUCUCAAUCAUAAUGUGAUUGAUCACAGGGAUGGUAGUACAGCGUGGAGAAUAUAAUCAGUGAUUCUGUAACAUCUUUCGAUGUUGACAGAUAGUAACUGCACUAGUAGGGGGUGAAGGUUUAAUAAUAUCGAUAACUCUUGAAUCACUGUGUUGUAUAUUUGAAACCAAUUUAAGAUGGUAUAUCAAUGAUACUUCAUAAAAAAUAAAUUAGUUUGUCUUAAAAAUGAGAUUCUUAGGUUGGAAAACUAUGGGUAAAUGGAAGUUGCCUUGGCCAGGAUCCUCACCUGACCCCAAACUACUUGAUUAUGUAACUGGCCUACUGCUAGACCACUGUUUCCACACCCAUAGGCAAUAAGAUGUUAUUGACUGAGUCACCAUAUCAAGAGCUCCACCCAGUGCUCUGUGCAGAGGUGGAAAUGAGGUGGAUUACCACCUGCAGGCUGCUGGAUGUAGCAAGUUACUUUCUGCUUCUAAGUGAUGGUGAUAAGCCUCAACAAACUGUAGACUGGAAUUUAAGUCAGAUAACUCAUAAAAAAUCUGGCACUGAAUUGAAAUUGUGAUUGAAACCUGAGCUGCUCUUUCCUUUUGCUUUUCUGCCAUUGUUUGUAAGUAGGUUCCUUGGGAACGUGAUUCUAGUGCUCGACCUCCAGCCAUGAGAAUAAAGCCUGCUAAAAACCCUUUUA